Messenger RNA from Ochlerotatus camptorhynchus, 1134 nucleotides. RefSeq lists its product as uncharacterized. The transcript has 4 exons. Lineage: Eukaryota; Metazoa; Arthropoda; Insecta; Diptera; Culicidae. Bases 213 to 809 code for a protein of 198 amino acids. The record is from RefSeq and is a predicted model, not a curated record.
UCGAGCAGUAACAAUAAUAUAUUCUCUGCACUGUAGUUUAAGCCACGGAUUACUAUAGAUUCAACUAUGGCACGUGCAAAUUUGUGAUAGUGAUUUUAUAGAUUAAGUUAUAGUUUUUGUAAAAUAUCGUUUACGUGACAUCAGUACCGAAACAUAAGUGCAAUUUUUCACCGGCCUCAUUAAGGAUAACCCAUCAAGCAGAUAUAAUCGAAAUGGAUAAAGUGGUUAAUUUUAUACUAGUCGCGACCCUGGCUCUAACUAUCACUUUUGUUUGUGGUAACAAUGACGAAAAUCCGCUCAAAGACAUAGUUGGAUAUCGCCAAUGGAAACCACUAAUCAAAUGGCGCCAGCAACCAUAUUCGCAUGGCACUGUAGAUGAAGCUAACGAUUAUCCCAAUGCACUUUCGGGCUACGAUGAUACAGAUUCCAUGGGGACAGCACAGGACUUGCAAGCUAUCGAUUUCAAGUCCAAACGUUCUCGCUUCCGACAAACGCUUUGUGAAGCGCUGGUCAAUAUCGUUACCGUUGGCAAUGGAACCGAUGGAUACCAGUAUCGGCCCGACCAUUACGUGACCGAAUCGUGCUUGAACUCUUUCAACACCUACCAAAAUAAGUGCAUGGAAACGGGGCUAUCGUGUACCCAGAUUAGGCAGAAAAUUUUCAUCACCAGGCGGAAAAUGCCCAGCGAGGAUGCCAAAGCAACGAACUGCUGGGAACAUGUGAGAAUGGAGGAGAUCGAUGCGGGUUGUGAAUGCAUGUGGCCGAGGGAGCACAUCGGCGAUAAGCAUUCCUAUCGUGGUGGAAAAUAAGAGACGGUCAAGCAUACCUACUCCGCAAAACCGAAAACACGUUUAGGUUGUUGUAUAAUAGCUGAUAGGCCGGUGGCCACAACCGCUGAUAGUACGUGGAAGUAGGAUUGUUGUUAUAGGAACUAGUUUGGAGAACCAAAUAGACACAUCUCGCUUUCAUGACGAAAUAAAUCAUAAGUUGUUUUUUCAUAGCUGAAUGAAAAACAUGAUUGAUGUAUAAAAUGAGCCCUUUUAAGUAUUUAUUAUACGCGAAGCAGGUGCUUCACAACUGACACGAAUGACUGGUGAUUAUAAUAUUAUCUUGUUGAAUGGAGUAUAUCCAAAA